Molecule: messenger RNA, 7934 nt
Organism: Eriocheir sinensis (Chinese mitten crab)
Lineage: Eukaryota; Metazoa; Arthropoda; Malacostraca; Decapoda; Varunidae
Gene: Unc-115a
Product: actin-binding LIM protein 1-like
Exons: 19
Coding region: 1-3129 (1042 amino acids)
Biological process (GO): lamellipodium assembly; cytoskeleton organization
Cellular component (GO): actin cytoskeleton
Molecular function (GO): actin filament binding
Source: RefSeq, a predicted model, not a curated record
AUGGGGCAGAGAGUCUCGGGGCGGCGUCAUCGAGUGUCCCGUCUUCCAGGUUGUUGCAGGCGUAGACGCUCCUCCGCCUCCCUGGACGAAGACUACUCUCCCUCUCCCUCUCACCCUCCUCACCCUCGCUCCGUAGUCGCCACCUCCUACUCCUACACUUCCUACGCCAACUCCUCCCCCGAGCCCCCAUCCUCCACCCCGCUCCUUGCCUCUCCCACGCCCUCGACCUCCUCACUGCCACUCCCUCGCUCCACCGCCUCCAUCGCCACUUUCCCCACCUCAGUAGUCACCACGGCCGCCUCACCCUUCCCCCAUGCCCCCUCUCCUGGCCUUCCUCCCCCUGUGGGCUCGUCUGGCUCCUAUUCGACGCCUCCAAUCACUCCUGUGCCCGUAGUCAAACCCGUAGCCUCGUCUUCUGCCUCCUUACCUCCCCCCGGCAUUUCUACCUCCUCUGUGCCACCCUCAGGCUACUCAUCUCCCCCGGUAGCAGCCCCAGCCUCAUCCAGCCCUCUCUUAGUCUCCCCAGCCUCCUCCUACGCCCCUGCAGCGGCCUCCUCCCCUUCCUACGCAACCCCUGGAAAAUCACCUCCACAUAUCGUUACUCCCGCUUCCACCAGCCACCCCACCACCCCAUACCGCCCCCCCAUGUCUCCGAGGGGCGGGGGUGUGCACCCUCACGCCCCCGGCAGGGUCUCUCCGGCGUGGGGGGAGGGGGGCGCUGCAUACCCCGUCACCCGCACCACCGUCACGGCAACAACCACCGCUGCCCUCGCCUCCGCCUCCGCCGCCUCGAGAAGUCCAGAACACCCCUCCCAACGCUGGAAGACGCUGUGUGAGUACUGCGCCAAGAAGUGCUCCGGGGAGGUGCUUCGCGUGCAGGAGAAGUACUUCCACAUCAACUGCUUCAAAUGUCACAGCUGCAAGAAGUCGCUAGCUCAGGGCGGGUUCUUCACGCGAGAGAAGGACUACUAUUGCACUGAUUGCUACCAAAAGAACUUCGGCCAGCGCUGCGCCACCUGCGGCCUCUUCGUGGAGGGCGAGGUGGUGUCCGCCCUCGGGAACUCCUACCAUCAAAAGUGCUUCACGUGUGCUCGCUGCAGACAGCCCUUCCCGACCGGGGAGCGCGUCACCUACACAGGGAAGGAGUGCCUCUGCCAGCGAUGCCUCCACAUCCCCGUCGUGGACUCCCAGUCGCCCAGCCGCUCCCCGACCACCGCCGGCCCGAAAUGUGCCGGGUGCAAGGAGGAGCUGGUGGAGGGCCAGGCACUCAUCGCCCUGGACCAGCAGUGGCACAUCUGGUGCUUCAAGUGUGCCAUUUGCAGCACCGUCCUGCACGGGGAAUACAUGGGAAAGGACGGUCUCCCCUACUGCGAGAAGGACUACCAGGCCCAAUUUGGGGUAAAAUGUGCCUACUGCAACCGGUUCAUCAGCGGGAAGGUGCUGCAGGCCGGCGACAACCACCACUUCCACCCGACCUGCGCCCGCUGCACCAAGUGUGGCGACCCCUUCGGCGACGGGGAGGAGAUGUACCUGCAGGGUACAGCCAUUUGGCACCCUCGCUGUGGCCCAGGACCCACUGAAAACGGCACAGUCCUGAAUGGCUCACUCUCCAACGGCCACCACGUCAACGGAGACCAGAAGCCCGAGAGGGAGCGAGACUUUGAUGGCAUGAGUUCCACUGCAUCAGAAACACAGUUUUCCCGCUCCCGCACGCCAAGUCUUAAUGGAUCCUUCCGCUCCUAUAGUCCUUAUAACAGCAUAAACCGGAAGUUCUCAGGCCCGUACCGCACCUGCUCACCGGGCUUGAUCCUGAGGGAGUACAAGUCCUCUCAGAGCCCCAUUGACAUCACGCGCAUCUACACCUACUCAUAUCUCACUGCCGAGCCUUCCCAAGGGUACCUCAAGCGCCCACUGGACCCAUACGACCGUCCUCCACCGAAGUCGCCACAUUUCCACCGUCCACCAACGGAUUCCCGGAAGCUCUCACUGCCCAAGACCUCAAGCCGGCUGGGGAUGAGGGUGUUGGUGGACCAGAUGCAGUCCGACACGCCGAGGCCCAAAUCCCCGCACAUGAACAACGAGGAGCCCAUCAUCCUGUCCCACUACCCCGGGGGACGCAAGCCACCAUCCGGCGAUGUCUCCCGCAUUGAACGAGAUGAUUUCCCCGCCCCGCCCUACCCCUACACAGACCCCGAUGUUUCAGAGCGGCGGCGGAGAUGGUCUGGCAGCAACAAGGCCGUCAGCAUCGACGAAACAGACGAGGGAACCGAACAGGAGGAUGAAAGUCUGGUUGAAGAUCCUAAACUAAAGAGGGAAGAAGUCGAGCUAAGCAAGAUUGCAACAGGCAUUGGUAAAGUGUUCCUUCAACAAGUGAAGGAAAGGGAGAAGAUUCGCGCUUGGAAGGCCACUCACCUGGACCCUCGCAAUGCCUCACGAACCCCGGCUGCCGACCGCGAGCCCGGUUACAAACUACGCUUCGGGUCAUCUCUAAAUGCCUCACCUUCCCGGAUGACCGACCACAGCCGCCCGUGGGGACCCGAGGAGGAUGAGUUCGACAGAGGCUCUUCCUACCGGUGCUCCACUGGCAGGUCCUCGGCCACCAUCCCUUCCUAUAACGUCGUCAGCUCCCUCAGGCAGCCUCCAAAGCCGGGCUACGGUUUUUCACCGCGCAACACCUUCUACCGCCAGGGCCUUGGAUCCUAUUCUGCACUUCAUGGAGACUACAGUUUCUCCGGCCUCGGGGAGAAGACGCAGAGCACUGAGUUCAGCAGCGCUCGCUCCGACGUUUCAGCAGGUUCGCUCACAGAAGCCGAUAGGAGUGCAUUGAACGCAGAGUUGUGUGCGUCCGCCACAUACAGUAGUGGCCUGCGCGGCUACUCUUACUCCCCACACCUGCGCCGCUCACUGCCCAACAUGCAUCAUAUGUCCUCUGAACCUCCCAAGAUCUAUCCUGCCCAUCUUCUACUUGUUUCCAACUACCGCCUACCCAAUGACGUGGACCGCUGUCACUUAGAGCGUCACCUCUCAGACACAGACUUUGAAAUGGUGUUCCACAUGACCCGCAUGGACUUCUACCGCCUCCCCGAGUGGAGGAGAAACGACCUCAAGAGGCGAGCCAAGUUUUUCUAAACAAUAAUAGUAUUUUACAUUAGGAAAAUUAAUCCCUAUACCUACAUCAAUGAUUGGCAGCAUUAAUAAUGAUAGUUUACAAAUUAUGUAUUGGAUGUGUUGUUGGAGUAAGUGAAUUACAGAAUACUGUUUUAAAUAUUUAAAUAUUCAUAUAUUUUAAUUAAAUGUUUUUGCUGACUAAACUGAGCAACCACAAAAAAAUUCACAAGCAGUACUGGAGAGUAUAAAACUAAUGAAGCUUUUGUUAUGGAACGCCUCUCAAACAUCAGCUGCAAAACAUUUACGGACGGUGCUUUAAUCAAUUCCAUGUGACGUAUAUUUGUAGCAAAUAUAUGUGUAGUAUUUUUUAAUGCAUACUAUAGAAUGUUUGGUUAGGUUGAACCCAGAAGUGGUUUUUGUACAUCACUGAAGCAAAACAAUUUCCUUACUGAGUCCUUAAUCUUAUAAAUAUUUAUAAAGAUACUUUUAAAUGCGAUUCAGGUAUUGAAAAGCCUUCGCCAGGUCAGAGUAUCGUGUUUCGGGCAGGUGUGGAGUCUUCAGGUGACUGCCAACACUGCACACACACGCCCGCCUGGCCAGAGUGUCUCGGCUGCUUGAGUGUCCCUCCUCUAGUCUAUACUUUAUUUUUCUGUGUGGAUACCAUCUAAAGUAUUUGUGAACUAAUUUUUAUUUUCUGUUGAAAUCUCUUAGUGUUGUUAUUUGGUGCUUAUGUUAGGCAGUGACCCCAAUGAUUUAUGGCAUCCGUAGCUAUCAAAGUUUGUAUACCUAUUAAGUAUGACAUUAUUCACACAAUGUUUAAUUUUAGCUGUGUAAAUAUGACCAAGAAAAGAACUUGAAGUGACUCUCAGCAUCAUCAUGGCUUGUUUUGUCACCCACCCACAAGAAAGCUUAGAAAUUCAUCAAUGAAAGGCUGUCUGAAUUUCACCUUCAGUUGUACUUGACCAUGUGUAACAAUGUCUGUACAUAGUGCCUCCCUAGAGCUUCACACAAGGUGCAGCGAGCGGUUGUGACCCUCAGGCAGGGUGGCCAAGGGUAUGCUGGGAAGGCUUCACUAGUUUAUAUAUUGUAAAGAUCUCUAUUUGUCAGGGAGGGAGAGAAAUCCUCCUUCAUCAAGAUCAAAUUAGGGGAACUCUUCUUCUGUCUGUGCUUCUCAGAAGGUUACCACAAUUGGCAUUAUCUUCAGCAAAGCUCUUUAUCUGGUUACCUGUAGGACAUUCACUCGUUAUCACCCCUCAAGGAAUUCAUAAGAUAUUAGUAUGUAGGAUUACAUGUUACUGAUCAUGCAGUUUGAACAGUGAAUGUGUGUGUGUGUGUGUGUGUGUGUGUGUGUGUGUGUGUGUGUGUGUGUGUGUGUGUACAUUUUGGGAGUGAUUCCCAAGGUGGAAGGGAUUGUGUGUGUUAGUUUGUUAAAUAAUUCUGUUACUGCACUGGCUGAAUCAGUGGUUGUUUAAGACUGCCAAGCUCUUUUUUGAAGAACAUGUUUUAUACUUAGGCUUCUCAUGAAAGUAAAUACCACCAUCAGGCUUUUUGAUGACAAGCAGUGUCCUGCUGUAGUGCUGCAUACUGAAUGACCAGUAUGAAUGAAUUCUGGAGCUGCGAGAGGUACAGUUACGUGCGAUGAGUUUUACACAUCUGUUUGAAGCCUUUAUAUCCCCUAGUGUAGGUUCACCAUCUAUAUCUCAAUGGUUCUGGACCCGGUCAGGGAAGACCGUUCAGGAGCAUUGAGGCUGUAGCAACAUUUAUGAUCAUAUUUGCAUUGUUUGUGUAGUGGUAGACAUUUUUAGGCAUCUUUUUUUUUUUUCCAGCUAUAAGAAAACAUUAUUCUGUAUGGUGCUGUGUUCCUUGUUCAUCCGUAAGCUCUUUUCUGUUCCCCGUAUAGUCAUAUCAUUUGUUAUAUAUUUUAUUGUAGGUUUUUGUGCAUUUUCACUUUCCAGAUAAAGGACCAAUGACUUUCUAAUUUUUGGAUGGUCGCCAAAUCUGCAAAAAACAUAGUGCAUAGGACUAUUCAUGUGAUUUGUUAGUUAUUCUUGAAACAUGCUGCUUUAUGAGAGAUACAGAUAUUUAUAUUUUCUACCAAUAUCCUCUCAAACAUCCUUGAUCUGAGUACUCAAAAUGUUGAGCAAGUCUUCAUAAAUGCCGUAUGAUUACAUCAAAUUAUUUAUGUUUGCCAUAUUUUUUUCAACUAUGUUGGUACUGAAGCAACUGUUGCUGAUUAACUUGUCUUAUUGUUUUAUAAAUAUCUUAUAAUUGCAUUUUAUUUUUUUAAACACCAGCAUCAGUUGUGUUCAGGCCUCACUGUUGAGAGGUUUGCCUUCACUGCAACGCUGCUGAGUCCUUGUCUUCUCUUUCCUCAGUCACCAGUGGUCUUCUCACUCUACUAAAUCCCUGCUUCUGUAUUUUGUUUUCACAGUAAAAUUUUAGAAAGCUAGUAUUCAUCCUAAGUUCAAGAUACAAGGAUAGCCAAAAAUUAUCCAUAACAUUAAUAAAAUACUGAUUACAAACUAAAGUGUUCACACAUUGUUUGGUCAUUUUUCUGAGCUUCUAACAAGUGCAUUAACAAGCUGCCUCAGGAGUGUUGUCUGGGCCACACCGCCAGAAUGUCACUGUCUGUUUGAGUCUGGGUGUCUUUGUGCUGGUCACUCAGCAAAUAGAUUACUUAUGUUUUUAGGUGUUUGGUAUCCCCAGUUUUCAGUUAUGAUUCAUUGCUUAGAGAGCUUCCUCGGCCUCAGUGGGCAAAAAUGCAUGUUGUAACAGUGAGUCCCAAGAGCACAACAUUGUUAUCCCUCUUCUGUCCUGUAAGGCUUGGUUCUGACUUCUGUGAAUGCUGCUCCCUGGGAGGCCACCUUGCCGGCACUGUGUUGCUUCCUCUAAAGAUUCCAUAAAUUUACUUUCUCCAGCUGUUAUAUCUGCAGGCUCAUUACUGAUUUUCUGUUUGAGUCCUUUACCUGUGAGAGGCAUCAGUCACUCCAGAGUUUCAGCUAUUGAAUUAUAUGUAAAUUUUUAGUUUUAUCAUUUCAGUUAGUUCCAUUUUUGAAAAACUAAUCACACUGUGCCAUGAACCAGUAAACUGAAGUAAUUAUCCAUAACUGUGAAACAGUGAAUCAAAAAUUGUCUCAAUCCAAGAAGGCAGCGCCCCUGAAGCCUUCCUUGAGGGUGCCACGUGUGUGCAGGGCCGGGCUUCAGCUGUGACUAGCAUUCGCAGUCACUUGCAUGCUGGUGGCUUGCUUUCCCUCCUUUAUGUGCUAAGUUAACAUAAGGAUUGCUGUUAAUAGUCUCCAUUAUUAACAUGGGCAAAGCAUAGGUGUUGGUGCAGUAGGCUUUUAUAACCAUUGUUAUUAUUUUAUCACUCACUUUUUAUUUUAUUUAUUUUCAUCAUUAUCAGUCUUAUCAUUAAAAGCUUGACAAUUUUACAGAACUGAUAUAAAUAUACCAUAGGCAGCACUAGUAAUUUAUAUUACACAUAAAUAUAAGCCUUGAUUUCUACCUGAUGUCGGAUUGUAAAUCUGUUGAGAGUACCUUGGACCACCACCACUAAUCAUUGCCAACACAUCAUCGUCAUCAUCAUCACUGUAAUCAUAGUCAUCGUUACGAGUACACUCAUCACCCUUCGCAUUCCCUAAUACACUCAUCAGUAGGAGUAGGUGAACACAGGGGCAGCAACAAGAUUUCACUAGGUAGCUUGUCGCGGAGAUCAAGACCUCAAAGCUCCACCUCAGUGACUUUUGUGACUAGGGCAGCUCAUGUGCAUGUGUAGGGAAGGCACGGCUUGCCCUCGUGGCCCUCUUCUCCUUCUACCUGUUCCUGGUGAGGAGAGGCACAGGCUUUGUAGCUGUGGAGGUGGAAUGCUUUAAGAAAUACAAGUGGCACCACAAUAACAUAACAACCUUUCAUUUUUAAUUAUGAAGACUUGCUUGACUGGGUGGCAAGGGAGGAACCGAUUGAAGUUGCUCCCUUGAUAUAUUUUUCUGUUCCCUGCUUUGUAAAUAGAAACUUUCAACUUCCUGUGACCAUUAUAUACAACAUAACUAUGACUUGGUUAAUGUGACUUCAGUCCUUUUAAUUGUAGAGUUAGUGUUAUUAUUAUGAUUAUUAGUUUUUCAUUAUUAUUUUUUUCAUUAUAAUUAUUAUCAUUAUUGUCAUUAUUAUUCACUGUAGUUACAAAUACUUAGGCCUGCAGGAGACACAGGUGGAUGGUUCAAACAUUCACGAGUACCUUCAGGCCUAAGCCAUUUAUCAACUUCCUAUUACCAAUAUCAUUACAUAGUUGAUUUUUUUUUUUUGGUGAUUUUUCUAUGUUCGUGUUUCGUGCCUUUUUUUUUAAGUCUGUUACUAAGCAGGUGUUCGGUUGGCUUUGAUUUAGACCGUGUUGCUGCGUCAUCUUCCCCGCCACACUCUGAAUAGAUCUCCGCGAAGAGCCUCCUGUUGAGCCUCAAACACCGCCUUGCCACUCCCGGAGCCCCGCCUGCUGACCCCCCCCCCCCUCACCCUACCCAGGGAGUACCAGUGGGCGGGUCAGCAGAGGUCAGCAAGGACAGCGUACAAGCCCACGAGUGAACCAACAGCUGCUGCUAAUGGCAUAUAGUUACUGAUGCAAAUUGUAUAUCCAUCACUGUUACGUGUCACGAGAUGGCGAACGCGGCCAAUCUCCAGAACUACUGUAGCCCUAUUCGUGUGUGUGUGUGUGUGUGUGUGUGUGUGUGUGUGUGUGUGUGUGUGUGUGUGUGUGUGGAUGGCAAGCACGGGCUGGGAGCCGCUGCCGCUGCCACCGUCAGCGAGGGCCAGUGUCACAGAAGGCUACAGACAAA